AUGUUUAGGAGAUCGUGGAAUCGCCAGGACACGAUGACUGCCACUGCCAGGAGGCGAGCGAACAAGAAUCAGCGUAUGGAAAAAAGAGCAACGAAAACUCUUGGCAUCGUCGUCGGAAUAUUUUUGGUUUGCUGGGUGCCGUUUUUCUCAGUGUAUAUCGUAAGUGCGGUGUGUAUCAAACUAGAUGUGCAGAGUUGUCAGGCGGAUUUUUACGCGUUUUUUUAUACGACAUGGCUUGGAUACAUCAAUUCCUGCAUAAAUCCCAUUAUCUACACCAUUUUUAACACGGAAUUCCGGCGUGCCUUUAAGUGCUUGCUACUUGGAAAAGGUCGCUAA
Messenger RNA from Gongylonema pulchrum, 336 nucleotides. Lineage: Eukaryota; Metazoa; Nematoda; Chromadorea; Rhabditida; Gongylonematidae. The record is from the annotation of a GenBank genome assembly.